UACAGUGAACGCACCAUUAAGGUCACAACAAUGGUCGACAGCUUGGUUGUGCGUACAUGUUCUUGCAUACGGGAAAGCUUUAAAUGCAUGUGUUUACACAGCUCUAAAUUAUCAGGUCAUAACUGCAGUGACUUUACAGGCGUCGUCGUUCUCUCAAAAUAAAACGUGGUUUCGUUAAGCGACCGCAGUGUCCGUGUCGCAGCUGCUGAGCUAGCUAGCAAUGCUAACGCUAGCGCGGCAACUUUGAUGGCUUUUCUCAUGAUGCGUUUUAACACUGCAGCCGUACAAAACAAAACGUCGAUAUACGAGAAGCGCUGAAACGCGGUCGAUACCGGGGACGCCGUCUUCAGCGGCGCUUUCAUAAUAACACACGAGCGUCUAAACAAGGCCGUUUUUCAAAAUAAAAGUCUCUGUCGCAGAAAUGGCCUCGUUUGGCUGGAAGAGGAAGAUUGGCGAGAAGGUGUCCAGGUCAGCGGCUCAGCAGUUUGAGGCCGAGGAGGAGAGAAGUGAAGGCGACAGCGAGGCAGCUGGGGAUGAGGAGGUGGACUGGCUGCACGCCAUCAAGCGGAGGAAGGAGAUCCUGCUGGAGGACUGCGCUGCGAAGAGCAGGAGGCUGAAAGAGGAGGGGGCCCGGCUGGCGGAGGAGGGCAGGCACUGGGAGGCCCUAAAGAAGUGGGAUGAGGCUAUUCAGCUGACUCCAGACAACUCGCUGCUGUACGAAAUGAAAUCUCAGGUGCUGACCAUCCUGCACGAAGUGUUCCCAGCUGUGAAAGCAGCCGAGCUGGCCGUGAAGUUCAAGCCGCUGUUCUGGGAGGGCUGGCAGACUCUGGGCCGGGCGCAGCUCAACCUGGGAGAGGUGGACCUGGCCGUGAGGUCCUUCCAGAUCGCCGUCCACCUGUGCCCCUCGGAGCGCAGCCUGUGGCAGGACGACUUGACCUGGGCACGCACCUUACAGAAGCAGCAGCUGGCCACCAAAGAGAAGGCGAGACGAGAGGAGGAGGCCAAAGAGCGGAUCCUCAACGCCCCUGAGCUGGAGCAGGACUACGACUUUGAGUCCGACGAGGUCCUAGCGGCCUGCGUGGCCGUCGCCGAGAGACAGACGCAGUACGAGGAGCUGAGGAGGACCACCGUGGUCAUAGACGGCGAGGGGAAUGUACAAAAUGUAGUGAGCGGGGGGGAAGAGGGUUCACAGAGCACAGAGACGCCAGCCAAGGAGCAGUUUGUUAAAGCAAGAGGACUCUGAACCUCCCUCACGUUGAACUGAUUAUCCUGUGCAAAGCGUAACCCUAACAUUAGAGGAAAACAUCACUUUGUAUCUAACCAGUCCAUCCCUUCACCAUCAGCUACAGUAAGAUG
Messenger RNA from Fundulus heteroclitus (mummichog), 1356 nucleotides. RefSeq names its product tetratricopeptide repeat domain 33 (gene ttc33). Gene Ontology annotation, molecular function: protein binding. Bases 422 to 1243 code for a protein of 273 amino acids. The transcript is spliced from 4 exons. NCBI's taxonomy places the organism in Eukaryota, Metazoa, Chordata, Actinopteri, Cyprinodontiformes, Fundulidae. The record is from RefSeq and is a predicted model, not a curated record.